CGUUACUCAACCGCGCGUAUUACGUAUUGGUUCAUAUAUUUUUAAUUUUCCAUUUUACUUUCGUCUUAAAAAUGCAACGAGCUCGAGUAGGCUCGCAGCUUGCCAUUGUAGCUGUAGGUCCGAACGAUACGAUCCAGACGACCGGGAGGGAGAUAUACCGAAUCGCCGAUCGGUUUGCCGACGGUUCAGUUGCCACGCGGCGGCAGUUCGUGGUGAUCGGCCGGUGUGAUAGGAUGGUGACCGUGAUCGCCGUACGAUGGUUUGCCAAGGCGUUGGGCGUUACGCUGCUACUCUGGUGCUGCGCCAACCAAAUUCAACCGUGUUCCGGUGCCACCGGUAGUGGACAGGCCGGUUCCGGGUUGGGUCUCGGUGGUGGCGGUGGUUCCUGGUUGGAUAAGUUCAACAAGCUGCUGAGUCGCUCCAAGAGCCGCAAUGCCACGGAAGAUAACGAAGUGCUCGAUUCGAGGGAGUUCGACUUCAUCAUCGUCGGUGGCGGUACGGCCGGUAUGGUGCUGGCCAGUCGGCUGUCAGAGAACCGUGACUGGAAGGUGCUACUACUCGAGGCCGGCCAGUACGGGUCGAAGCUGUUCAACAUUCCGAUCGGCUUCCAGCUGGCCGUCCUCUCCGAUGCCUACAACUGGCGGCUGUUGAGCGAAAAGCAGGAGAACGCGUGUUGGGGUACGAUCGAUGGCCGGUGUCCGGUCGAUGUCGGUAAGGGCGUCGGUGGAUCGACGCUCAUCAACGGACUCAUCUUCUCGCGCGGCAAUCGCGACGACUACGACCGUUGGGCGGCGGCCGGUAAUGAGGGUUGGUCGUACGACGAGGUGCUCCCGUACUUCCAGAAGAUGGAGAAAGCCGUCGGUGACGGUAUGAGUCCACCGUACCGCUCGACGGCCGGACCGCUGCGUGUCGAACGGUCCGCCUUCAAGUCGGAACACGCUUCGCUCUUCAUGGAGGCGGCCAAGGCUGCCGGUUACCGAACGGUGGACUACAACGGUCCGACACAAUUCGGUAUUGCGCCAGUACAGGCCACCAUGUCCAAGGGUCAACGGUUAACGUCGUACGCCGCCUAUCUGCAGCCGGUCCAGAAAAAGCGCACGAACCUCAAAACGUUGACCGGUGCGCUGGUGACACGGAUCGUGAUCGAUCCCGAAACGAAAGUGGUCCAAGGUGUACAGUUUACGCGCAAUGGCGAAACGUUUGAGGUGCGUGUCCGCAAGGAGGUGAUCCUGUCGGCCGGAGCCAUACUGACGCCCCAGCUGCUGAUGGUAUCCGGUGUCGGUCCCCGGGAGCAUCUGGAAUCGUUCGAUAUUCCGGUGCUGGAGGAUCUUCCGGUUGGUGCUGCCCUGUACGAUCAUCUCGGUUUCUCCGGGCUGCAGGUGGUCGUGAACAGUACGAAUCACUUCGCACCCGGCGACAUUCCGACGUUCGAGAACUUUUACGAGUAUCUCAAGGGUAAAGGGGUACUGACGGUACCGGCUGCGGUAGAGCUCGUGACCUACCCGAACCUGACGCUCGCUGGUCGCCGGGGGCCGACACUGGAGCUGAUGAAUCUGAUCAGUUCGUUCGCGGUGGAUAAGGGUACGACGGCUAAGAACAGUGUGCGGAUGAGGGACGACAUCUACGAGGCGGUUUAUCGGCCGCUCGAGACGAAGAACCACUUUACGAUCAUCGUCCAGAAUCUGCACCCGUUGUCGCGGGGUACGGUACGGUUGCGGUCCGCCAAUCCGGCCAAACCGCCCGCCAUCGAUCCGAACUAUUUGGCUGCCGAACUCGAUGUGGAGGUGAUGCUGGAGGGUGUGCGCGAAGCACAGCGGGUGCUGGAGACGGACGAGAUGCGACGGCACGGGGCGACGGUUUGGUCCGGUGCGCCGCUCCCGAACUGUGCCGGACAUGAGCGCGAUUCCGACGAUUACUGGCGGUGCGCCAUCCGGACCGUUUCCUUCUCGCUGACCCACUUCAUGUCGAGCUGCAAAAUGGGGCCACCGACGGAUGACGAGGCGGUCGUUACCCCCGACCUGAAGGUGUACGGGCUGGAGGGUUUGCGCGUCGUCGACGCGAGCAUCAUCCCGGAACCGGUUUCCGCGCACCCGAUGGCGGCCGUCUACAUGAUCGCGGAGAAGGCGUCCGACAUGAUCAAGCGGGAGCACCGCAAUGGCCGAUAG
Anopheles darlingi is the source of this 2165-nucleotide messenger RNA. Its product is annotated as glucose dehydrogenase [FAD, quinone]-like. The record is from RefSeq and is a predicted model, not a curated record. Gene Ontology annotation, molecular function: oxidoreductase activity, acting on CH-OH group of donors; flavin adenine dinucleotide binding. Lineage: Eukaryota; Metazoa; Arthropoda; Insecta; Diptera; Culicidae.